Messenger RNA from Cynocephalus volans (Philippine flying lemur), 6948 nucleotides. RefSeq names its product GLIS family zinc finger 3 (gene GLIS3). Lineage: Eukaryota; Metazoa; Chordata; Mammalia; Dermoptera; Cynocephalidae. Gene Ontology annotation, molecular function: RNA polymerase II cis-regulatory region sequence-specific DNA binding; DNA-binding transcription factor activity, RNA polymerase II-specific. Gene Ontology annotation, cellular component: nucleus. Gene Ontology annotation, biological process: regulation of transcription by RNA polymerase II. The transcript has 11 exons. The coding region runs from base 286 to 3069 and encodes 927 amino acids. The record is from RefSeq and is a predicted model, not a curated record.
CGCGCUCCGUCCCCCGGCUUGGAUGGGAGUUUGCAUUUCCGAAGGAGGCAGAGCCCGCGGAGCGCGCCGAAGGGCUGGAGCCCCGAGUGAGUCCUCGCCAGCGCGGGCCGGCCGCUGUCACUCGCGCAGGCUGGCCGGGGGAAGGGACCCGCUCGCCGGGCUUUGUUGUGGAAAUCCCGGUUACCUGGCUUAGAACCUACACCAUGGAUAACUUAUUGGACUUUGCCUGAAAGGAGUCAUUAGUGCCACUGGAUAUUUGACCAUCCUGGCCACACGUUUUACAGAAUGAAUGGAAGGCCAUGCAGCAUGAGUCUCCACCGGACAUCGGGAACCCCACAGGGGCCUGGGAUGGUCGGUGGCCAACACAUCCCCCCCAUCCGAGCCCACUCGGGGACUCCUGGCCCCUCGUCCUGUGGAAGCACACCAAGUCCCGCUAUUGGAAGCCUUGUUAACAGUCUCCAUCUCAAGAUGCCCUCGGGAGGAGGGAUAGCUCCUCAGAACAGCAUGGCUGAGAGCCCCAUUCAUCUGCCUGCCUUGAGCCCCAGGAGACAAGUGCUCACCAAUGGGAAGCCACGAUUCCAGGUCACCCAGGCUGGCAGCAUGUCAGGGUCACACUCUUUAAAGCCAAAGCAGCAGGAGUUUGGAAGCCCUUUUCCUCUAAAUCCUGGGAAAGGGGCUCUUGGCUUUGGGCCUCAGUGCAAGUCCAUUGGAAAAGGCAGCUGCAACAAUCUAGUGGUCACCAGCAGUCCCAUGAUGGUUCAGCGACUGGGACCCAUUUCACCUCCAGCAAGCCAGGUCUCUACAGCAUGCAACCAGAUCAGUCCUAGCUUACAGAGGGCAAUGAAUGCAGCCAACCUGAAUAUACCUCCUUCAGAUACCAGGUCCCUUAUUUCACGUGAGUCUUUGGCGUCCACGACUUUGAGUCUGACGGAAGGUCAGUCGGCCUUGAGCGUGAAACAAGAGUGGUCUCACGGCCACAGGGCUGUCCCUUCACUCUCCUCCAGCCACGGCUCUCAGAAUGGCAUUGACCUAGGGGACCUCCUUAGCCUGCCUCCUGGGACAUCCAUGUCCAGCAAUAGUGUCUCUAACCCAUUGCCAUCCUACCUUUUUGGCAUGGAAAAUAGCCACUCUCCUUACCCUAGUCCCCGGCACUCAUCCACCAGGUCCCAUUCGGCCCGCUCCAAGAAGAGAGCACUGUCCUUGUCCCCGCUGUCCGAUGGCAUCGGGAUAGACUUCAAUACCAUCAUUCGCACCUCGCCCACGUCCUUGGUCGCCUACAUCAACGGCUCGAGGGCUUCCCCGGCCAACAUGUCCCCGCAGCCGGAGGUCUAUGGGCAUUUCCUGGGGGUGCGCGGCAGCUGCAUUCCCCAGCCGUGCCCAGUGCCCGGUGGCCAGAAGGGCGUGCUGGUGGCCAGCGGCGGCCUGGCACUGCCGGCCUACGGCGAGGACGGCGCACUGGAGCACGAGCGCAUGCAGCAGCUGGAGCACGGCGGCCUGCAGCCCGGCCUGGUCAACCACACGGUGGUGCAGCACGGCCUGCCCGGCCCCGACAUGCUCAAGACCGAGCGCCUGGAGGAGUUCCCCGGCGCCAGCGCCCUGGACCUGGCCCCUGCGCCCCCGCUCCCGCCGCUGCCACCGCCCCAAGGCCCCCCGCCCCCCUACCACGCCCACCCGCACCUGCACCACCCGGAGCUCACGCCCCACGCCCAGCCGCUGGCCCUGGCCCAGGCCACCGUGGAAGACGACGGGGACGUGGACGACGUCGGGGGCAAGCACUGCUGUCGCUGGAUAGACUGCAGCGCCUUGUAUGACCAGCAGGAGGAACUCGUGCGGCACAUCGAGAAGGUCCACAUAGACCAGCGCAAAGGGGAAGACUUCACCUGCUUCUGGGCCGGCUGCCCUCGAAGGUACAAGCCCUUCAACGCCCGCUAUAAACUGCUGAUCCACAUGAGGGUCCACUCCGGGGAGAAGCCCAACAAGUGCACGUUUGAAGGCUGCAAAAAGGCCUUUUCAAGGCUUGAAAAUCUCAAGAUUCACUUGCGGAGCCACACAGGCGAGAAGCCCUAUUUGUGCCAGCAUCCGGGCUGUCAGAAGGCGUUCAGUAACUCCAGCGACCGCGCCAAACACCAGAGGACGCAUCUGGACACUAAACCUUAUGCUUGUCAAAUUCCAGGAUGUACCAAACGCUACACAGACCCAAGUUCCCUAAGAAAGCAUGUGAAAGCACAUUCUUCCAAAGAUCAACAAGCGAGGAAAAAGUUGCGGUCCAGCACCGAGCUCCAUCCAGACCUGCUCACAGAUUGCCUCACCGUGCAGCCCCUGCAGCCGGCCACUUCCCCGAGAGACGCUACUGCUGAUGGGACUGUGGGAUGCUCCCCCGGGCCUGGGCCUGACCUUUAUGCAGCUUCCAUUUUCUCCAGCAAUCACUCAAGCCGAAGUGGAACAGCUGCUGGGGCCGUGCCACCCCCACAUCCUGCCAGUCACCCUUCUCCGGGACAUAAUGUACAGGGGAGCCCCCACAACCCCUCCUCCCAGUUACCUCCGCUCACAGCUGUGGAUGCGGGCGCCGAGAGGUUUGCUCCUUCUGCUGCAUCUCCCCACCACAUCAGCCCCCGGAGAGUUGCAGCUCCUCCUUCAAUACUGCAGAGAACUCAGCCUUCCCAGACCCAGCAGCCAUCAGGUUCGCACCUGAAGUCCUAUCAGCCAGAAACAAACUCUUCUUUUCAACCAAAUGGCAUCCACGUCCAUGGAUUUUAUGGGCAGCUGCAGACAUUCUGCCCCCCGCAUUACCCUGACUCCCAGAGAACUGUGCCACCUGGCAGCUCCUGCAAUGUGGUGCCUUCCUUUGAGGACUGCCUGGUCCCCACAUCCAUGGGCCAGGCUGGUUUUGACGUUUUCCACAGAGCGUUCUCGGCUCACUCGGGCAUUACAGUGUAUGAUUUGCCUUCAGCUUCCUCAAGCCUCUUUGGGGAGUCUCUUCGCAGCGGGCCUGAAGACACCACAUUCUUGCAGAUCAGUGCUGUGGAACGCUGUCCUAGCCAGCUGUCCUCUGUCUAUACUGAAGGCUAAAAGUUCCCUGGCUUCUCCUGUGCAUCUAGAACCUUUCUGUUGCUUGCCAUCUUUCGUUUUCAUGCUCUUACAGACUGCAUGAAAAAGGAUGUCAACCGAAUCAGCGGAACCUGCAGAGUCACUGACAUGUCCUUGGAAGUCAGGACUGGAUGAUCAGAACAAGCUUUGCAGGAAAGUUUGCAGUUGCUCCUUUUUCUCUCUGGGUUUGCUGGACCGGGUGACUAGCAGGACUGUCUUUUCAAAGGGAAUUUAGAGUCUCACUCUACUGGAUACCUGUUACUUCCUGACUGUCACUCCUCAAAGGACACCAAUGAAAUAAUGUGCAUGUGAAAAUGUAGUUUGGGGAUGACCCUUGGUGAAAACUCUGAAUAGGGAAGGACAACCCAAUUGCCAGAGGCACAGUGAGCUGCAGCAGCCAGUGCCCUCCCUCACUGCUGGCUGACGCAAGGCCAGCCGUGAGAAGGGAAAUCUGCGUCCAAAGCACAGUGCCGCUCAGCUCUCGGAAGCUCCCUGGGUUCCCCUUUCCUCUUGCAUAUAUCCCCAUGCUAACCAAUCGCUUCUUGAUGUUUCUCCAACAGCAACAUAAGGUUUUGUAUUCCAGCAACCUAUCUUUGUUUUUGCGUUUUAAAGACUUGUUAUUUACAUCUACUUUCAAAGAAACAAUAUGUAGGGUCUGUUCUUUCAAUGGAAAUCGUUAUUUUAAUCACCUCAGCUACUUACACAUUGCUACAACUGUAGCUCAGCCUGGCCCCACCUUUGGGAUGUUUGUUUUGCAGUUAGCAAAGGCCACCUUGUGGGAAAUGGGAUAGACACACCCUGUACCCCCAGUGCUGCAAUUGGAUCCCUCAUGGGUUGACUGCGACCCCACAUCGAAGACCUUGUUUAAAGGAAAAGGUCAUCUGACUGGUUUGCCCAUUGCCUCCAUUCUGGUGCCCUGCCCAGAGAGUGCCGGAAGAUGUGAGCACAGGGACACACUGGGUCGUGUGCCUGGGUUCUCUCAGAAAACCAAACUAGGGAUGCCCGGCGUCCGCUCACUUUGCACAGCCUCUGCUCACCUCCUUCAGAAUAUCCACUCAUCUGUCUGUCUGUUUCUCCCCUACACUCCUACACUCCCUUUUUUUGCACCCUUCUCUCCUUCUUGAUGGCGGUUCAGAUGUGCUCGUCACCCACCAUUGCCUGACCAUUGACUCUUGGGAAGGUAGAGGGGACAGUUCAUGCAGGGUGGGCAGAAGAACGCAACCCUUUAACUGAAACUCUGGUUUUACUGAACUCUGGAGUUUUCACAGAGCACUUGGCCAUUUCAUAUCAAGCCUAAAGGUGUCAUUGUCUGUGACACCUUUACAAAGCUAUUAAAAUGAUCCCAAGUGCAGGGCAUAGGCUAUGAAAAUUGGCUGAAUCCCAAAGACCUGAUAAAUUCUGACAUUCUGGUACUAUUGCAAUUCAAGAUCUCUUUUAAAAAAUGUUUUGUGAACGAAAGUGAAACAAUGCUGUUUGUCAAAAUGAGAUAAUUACAGUCUUCAACAAGACAGUUAAACAGCUUGGUGUCAGACUUGGUAUCUGUGGCAAUUUGCAUCCUGACAGAUGGGUCCUUCCAGUCUGGCUCCACAAUCAGUCGUGUUCUACCUGAUUCUGGAGUUCAUUCCAACAUGCAGAGAACUAGGUGAAUAUCAAACCAAGUGUGGGUUUCAUUUUUACAGUGCUCUUGGUCAACCUAGUUUCUGUGACGAGUGGGCUGUGUUCUAAGAAAAGCUACCAUGCAGACGUCCAAGUCUACGAAAGAGAUGAGUUACCCACUUUACAAAAAUCUGCUCUGCUUUACAAAAGGAUGCACAUCAGAGUCCCUUUCCAAGUGAGCUCUCAGGCUGCAUGUAAAAUACCACUCUUCCUGCAGACUUUGUGGGUCAUGCCAGUUGGCCUAAGCAAGGACACAUGCAUGCCAACAGUGGCUUAGUUAGUAGCAUCCCUCAUGUGUCCUCUGUCAUACUCUAGAAAGAAAGGAAAACUCUGAUAUCUUUAGAGAGUUCAUCUAUCCAUUCUUAAAUACCGAAGCUUUUACAAGGAACUCAAAAUAUAUUUCAUUUGUGUGGACAGGAGAAAAAAGAUGAAAAGGCAAGGUUGUUAUUUCAGGUGACACUGUCAGCCUUGCCUUGUGGCUUUAUAUAAUUUGAAGUAGAAAGGGGGAAGGAAGACGAAGCAAGAAGCUCAACCUCAGAAACCACACGUCGUCUCUCCCUUUGGCUGAGAGGAGAUGCUUGGGAGCAAGCUCUGAUCUUCCCGUGGCCUCUCACGUGACCCCGCCCCUCUCUUGUCUCACCUGGGCUGGAGGGAUCCAGGUAGCAGCAGCAGCACCUGCAGCAGCUCCUUCCUCAGCAGGAAUGGAGCAGGCAGGAAGCAGGGCCCAGUGCAGCCCUGCCCGUGCCUUGCGGUGUUUCCUGAUGGCUGCAGGUCUGAGAUCAGAGCCUCAGGAUGUGAUGCAUUCAGGUUCCUUCCAGACUCCACGCACUGUCCAUAGAUUCCAGAAUCUCUCCUGACCUUAAAAUGUGUCCCUUGCUUACUUUGGCAUUGCAGAAGAUAUAUAUAUAUAUAAACAUAUAUAUAUAUAUGCUUUCAUCGUUGUUUUUGUAGCAGUAACAGUGGAAACUUCAAACAAGCACUCCCUUUUAUUUCCUGGCCUUUUUAGUCUUGAUAUAUAACCAUUUUCAUAAACAUCUGAACAGAAAUUGUCAUUUCCCUUUUGAAAAAAAAUGGGUGCUUGUGAAAACAUACACAGCCCAAAGCCAAUUAUCCUAUUACAUUAAAAAAAAGAAUCGUAUGCCUAGAAACAUUUCAUUUGCUGCAUUGUCUUAAUUCCCUAAAGGGACUGCAUCAAAAUGUCAGUUGUAAUUUAGCCUCCGAUCAGCUGUUAAAUAUUAUUUAAAUAUUUACUGGUCCUGUGGGGUAUCUCCCUUUACUUGUGUCUCCCUCCAAUUACGUAGGUGAUUCUAAAGUGGAAAAAAGGUCUUUGGUAGAUCACAGCAUAGUUUCCAUUGAUAACAGAAUGCUGGUUUUUUCAGUUGUCUGUAAAUUACCAGCUGUCAAGCACACUACUACAUUAAUACCUGUUUUGAACAGGGAUAUACUUUAUGUUCAACUCCCCCAUCUGAACACCUCGACUUUCCAGUUGUCUUGAAAUAUUGGGACUAGUGACUGUAAAUGUUCAGUUUAAUUAUUUAGUAUUUUAUUUGACUGUUUUGACCAUGUCAUUUUAUAGCAGCAUUUUUUAAUGGCACUUUUUGUUGGUGGUGUGGAAUUUCUGCGGUUACAUUUUUUUUUUUUUUUGCAAUGGAUAAAGCAAAAAAAAAAAGCAAAAACACUCAUUGGAGAAAUGGUGAGUGUAAAAAAGAAGAGAUUUAUUUUGUACAGACAGCAAAGUAUCCUGUGUAAUGUUGCUGACAUAAAGCACUUUGGGGGGGAAAAGUGGAAAUCUGUUUUCCAUAAAUCACACAGACUCUUGUACAUAGAUAUAUACGCUCACGUAGAGAAAUGAACUGCAUAUAUCAUACUGGAUAUGGGGCCGAUUUUACUCUAGAGGCACAUCUGGUGCUUAUUGUCAUAAAUCUUUUAAAGAAUUAGGUACACUUUUUUUUUCUAUUAAUAUGUAUAGUUUUGUGAUUUGUCACAGUUAUGUUUCAUAUAAUCAUAAGUUAUUUUGUCUUGUUUCAUGAAGUCCUUUUUUUAUGUUAAAAGUAGAAAGAAGGGAUUGUGCACUUGGUACAGAAUAAAACUGGAAAUAGAGGAUACACCCUCCUGCCUGAAAUCUCCUUCAGCAUGUCGCUUUAAAACACAAUGGCAACAACUGUUGUUUGUUUGUUUGUUGUAUUAUGUUGUUUUGUUUUACCA